AUGGACCAUUAUCCCUCCCCAGCGACGCUUCCCCCUCAAUCGCCCACGGCCGGGCCACAGACACCUAACACGCUCUUCCGGCCCCGCCGAUCCGAUGACUGGCUCGAAUACCGCGAAACCAUCGAACAGCUCUACCGCAGUGAUCAGCUUAAAUUACGGGAUGUGAAACGCAUCAUGGAGAGGGAAUAUAAAUUUGUCGCCUCAGAAAAACAAUACAAAGAUCGACUCGCUGCCUGGAACGUCCGAAAGAAUAUUAAAGCAGCCGAAGUACAAGUCAUGAUUCGCAAAAAGCAAAAGCGCGCCGCCCGUGGCAAACAAACCGCCUUUCGAAGAGCUGGGCAGGAUGUCGACCCUAAGAAAUUUACUCGUUUCGUUCGUCGCUAUGGAACGCAGUGGGUGAAGAAUCGGGAUAAAGAUGCCGAACUACAGAGUCCUGAACCGAAAACCCCGUCCGAUAUGUCUUGUUAUACCCCCGAACGAGAGGAAGAAUCCUCGACUCCAAUCUCACCACCAGACGUGCAAUCCCCCACCAGGGAAACCCCUCCUUACCCAUUAAACUACGAUCCAAACAAUUUGGCAACAAUGCCUGACCUAGUCAUUGCCGGCGAUGACGACUCUUACGCACUGAACAUGCAUCACUCGCAUUCGCACUCCCACUCUCAGCAUUCACACUCACAUUCCAACCCCCCUCGCCGCCCAUAUCACCCGUCAGAACUGGCCCGUCCACAGACCCACCACCCAUCCGUCCAUUCAAUGCUCCACCCACCAACGGGACACACUUUGAACCCUAUUCAUCCCGCCCACACGCCUGUAACAGCUAUUCCACCAAUAUCCAUUCCGGCCUCGACUUCAUCGUCUGUUCCUAUUCCUGUUUCUGCGCCCGCACCUCCCGUCACCCUCCCUGCUCAACCACAGCUCUCACAUCGGGAUGAUAUUGAUGCCCCGGGUGAGGUUGUUUCUAAUUUCCAGGGCUGGACUCCGUUGGAUAUCUUCCAAAAUCGUUUGGAGGGCCUGCAGUACGAGUUGGAUCGCUCUAUGUCUAAGUGGUCGAGGGAGCAGGAUCCUAAUCAGGAGCUCUCUGGUCAUCAUGAGGGUCUUGGACAAUAA
This is a messenger RNA of Penicillium pulvis, 1107 nucleotides long. RefSeq names its product Clr5 domain-containing protein. Lineage: Eukaryota; Fungi; Ascomycota; Eurotiomycetes; Eurotiales; Aspergillaceae. The transcript is spliced from 4 exons. The record is from RefSeq and is a predicted model, not a curated record. Bases 1 to 1107 code for a protein of 368 amino acids.